CGGUGCUGCGUGGGCUUUAGCGGGUUCGUUUUCGGUCUCGGUUCCGCAGCGUAGCUAAGUUAGUGAGCCUGAAUUUUGGUGGAAAGGAAGUCCGUGGGAUAUAAAUGUACGUCUUCACAGUGUGUUCUGGGAUUUUAACGCCGCCUGUUUAGCCGCGUGAUAAAAAAAAAAAAACAACAUGCGGGGUUUUCCUCAGUCACCAUUGUCUUACUUAGUAAAGUCACAAUGCUAAGUAGCUGCUGGAUGCUAAUGAAAGCUAACUAUUUUUAAACAUGUUCCGUGGGGGGCCGUUGUCUUCUUUUGUUUCUACGUCAAAUUGCUCCUAAGCGAGAAGUCUCUCUACAAACAGCGGUUCCGUUGGAUGGCGGUGGCUCCUGCCUGCAUGGCAGACAAGAUAAUUGUACUUGAUGAUGAUGAAGAGGAGAGUCCUCAGCCCUCCUGCUCUGCCUCUGCCACGUCCUCUAAGCAGCAAGCCAAAAAUGUCUCUCCUCUCAAGUCUCAGCUGCCGGUGGCCACUCACAUUUCCCAGUCACCUUUUGCCUCAUCGAAGACGAACACACAUGUUCUACAGGCGGAGAAUCAGAAGCUGUUCACUGAGUUCGUUGAGCACUGCUCACCUCUCACAAAAGACUGCCCCGAGGUCUUGACCUUCCUCCAAGCCAAGCACGCCAAGUGCUGUCCUGACUAUCUGUCCUCCGUGGAGUUCAGGAACACGUUGGGACGAUGUUUGACCCGCGCUCAGGCCAGCCACUCCAAAACAUUUGUCUACAUCAACGAACUCUGCACUGUACUCAGGCAGCAUGCCGCCAAAAAAAGGCAGGUCCUCACCACCCUUGCGUCUGGAUCUUCUACCUCAACAUCAAGCAGUGCCCAAUCUACCUCUGUUAAGCUCAAAAGCAAAGACAAGACGAGAGGUAAGACAGACAAGGACCAAAAGAGAAUGGAGCCGGUGGCCGACAGUGAACAACCUUCCACCUCAGGGAUGCAGGAGAACAAUAAAGAGGAGGAUCCGGAAGCGGAGAAGAAAGCUAAAAGGGCGUCCAGGAAACAGAUCGCCUACCUGGAGAACCUACUGAAGGUGUACAAUGACGAGAUCUGCCGACUGCAACAGGCUGAGCUGAAUCUGGACGAACUGGGAGCUGAGGACUCGUCAUACAUCCAGGAGCACAAGCUGAAACGCAAGAUGAUGAAGAUUUAUGAAAAGCUGUGCGAACUAAAAGACUGCAACACUCUGACGGGCCGAGUCAUUGAGCAGAGAAUCUCCUAUAGUGGCACUCGUUACCCCGAGAUCAACAAGAAGAUCGAGCGUUUCAUCAACACACCUGAGGCACAGAGGGACCCUCCCGACUACCAAGACAUCCUCCAGCUGGUGUUGCGCACCAACCAGCGUCACAACCUGUGCUUGACCAGAAAACAGCUGAACCAGAUCGCCCAGGAGGCCUUCAGAGAGACGGGGAGCCGCCUGCAGGAGCGACGGCACUUGGACCUGGUGUACAACUUCGGCUCACGCCUCACCGACGGCUACAAGCCUGCCGCCGAUCCGGCUCUGGUCGACGUCACUCUGCUGAAGAAGCUGCGGUCCAACAGAGAAGUGGCCGUGACUCGUCUGGAGGAGGUCAUCACCAAGUAUGCUGUGAAACAAGAGGACACGGAGGAGCGGGAGAGGUCCAAACGGAUCGAGAAAGACAACAAGGACAAAGAGGGUCAUAAAUCAGAAAAGGAAGACGAAACUAAAGAGGUGAAUGGAGUGAAGGAGGUGGAGGAGGAGCAAGAGGAGGAAGAGGAGGAGGAGGAGGACGAAGAUGAUGAUGAUGACGACGAUCAGUCAUCAGACCCAGACAUAGAAGAAGAGAUCCAGGCCAGCACUCAGCAAGAUGGACCAGACGAUGAGAACGAGGAAGACAACGGUAACGAGGCGGAACAAGCGGAACAAGGCACCAACAAGGACGAUCUGUCGGACGACCAGAUGGGAAGCGAAGAAGGAAGCGCGAAAGACGAAGGCGAGCCGGUCACAAGUGGACUGAGUCCUGUUUCUGAAGACGGCAAAUCCCAAAUCUCUCCGCUGUCCGACAUCACGUCCCCCAGAGACAGUCCCAGCCAGUCAGAGCCCGUGCACUCGGCCGAACAGAGGCCUCUGUCCAACGGGAACCUCCCGGGACUAGAAGAACCUGUGGACUCCUCCAAUCAUCUCUCAGAUGUGGUGGGGAGCACGAACAAAGUCGCAGGGGACACUGCAGAUGUCUCCCAGACAGAAACCAAUGGGACGCCUGGUCUUUCGCCAGCAGCAGUCACAGUUGAAAAGUGUGACACUCAGACGACCAAUGGGACGUCGCCGCCUCCGAGCCCCAGAACCACGAGGAGCCAGAAGAGGAAGAGGGACGAAAUGACGCCAAGAAACUCCCGAAAUGUAAAGGACGCAAUCACCCAGGACGGUGACGCCGCCAUCACUCUGGAUAUGCAUGUUUUCAGCUGCAGUUCGCCUCAAGAGGUCGAGUCCACGCGAGCAGACACUCCCACCGAGGAGCUGGUCAGCAGCUCUCAGCUGACGCCGCCUCCAAAGAAAAACAAGGUCAACGUGGCGACCCAGUGUGACCCAGAUGAGAUCAUCGUCCUGUCAGACUCAGACUGACCUUUUUUAAACCACGUCGCCCUUGAUCUUGGGCUGAAAAAAAGCACACGUGUCCUCGGGUCGACGCUUCAGUCGUUUCUCCUGUAAAGACGACGUACGGUUUCAAACCCACCGCCGGGACAGACGGGAGACGUCUGACGCUCACGUCACAUGCGUUUUUAGUAAUUUAAUAAAAUAAUAAACUGCUAUUUACUGGAAAGCCGGGGUGUUUUUGGGGGGAAAGUAGUCUUUUUUUUUUUUUUUUUUUUUUCUCCCAUUUUGCUGGGAAACGCCGGCUGACCUCUUCUGUCUGUUUUCAUAUUCUUGGUGACGGCACAAUCAGCCUCUGCUCAGACGUCUGGACGUAGCAUUAGAACGAGCUCUGAACAUUUCACCCGGGAACGACGGCUUCGCUUCACUCGAACCCCAAACUUCAGUCGGUGAGAACCAGUGCCUGGUGAUGUGAACUGUGCAGUCGUCUCACUGCCGGUUUGUUUACAUUUUUAUAUUUCAGCUGAUUUCUAUUUUUUUCCUCAAAGAGGAACGAGGUGGUCUGUAUGAAACCGAACAUCCAGAGGACAUGGUUUUAGUUGCUGUUGCUGUUCAUGACGGAGCCGACCAUUAAAAAUCUCUCCUCCUACGUUUCACAGAUUUUAUUUUAUUUUUUUAAAGCUGACAAUAUUAAAUAUUUUUCUCCUCAUCCACUAAACCCACUCCCCCCUUUACGAAAAGACCAGAUCAAGUCCUGUGUGUGUUAUUGGUGACAUUUGAAUUGCAACCUUUGAAUCAUGACUUUAUUUUACAGAAAGCUAAAAGGGAUCCGGCCACGAUGGCGUUAUGUUAUUUAGACCAGUUCAAAGGUCUUCUGUCAAACCAUUUAAGACCGGGAGACGUGUUCUUCUUCAUGAAGUCACUGCUUAUAUUUUUAACUGAGUCAGUACCUACAGUACACAAAUGUUUUAAACGAAUUAAAUAUUUAUUUUUCUGGUAAUAUUCAGAUUUGUAAUUGGAAUCACUGGGAUUUGUUGACGCAGGAAAAUCUAUAUAAUAAUGUCAGCCUUAUUCUUUUCGGGGCACUGGCACAAAAAUGUUUCCUCAGAUAAAUAUCUCCCUUAAUUAAAUCCCUUAAACCCCGUUCCCUUCAAAUAAUUGACCGUUUUGUUUUUCUUUACUUAAGCAAUAAAUAAGUUAAAUGCAGUUUAUUAAUUAUAAUUAUUUUCACACAAAGCCUCAUUUUCAUACAAUCAUUAUUUUUCAGUCUGUGCUUUUUUUUUCUCUAGUUAUACACUGGACAGUCAGAUGAAACCGACCAUUAAAUUAAAUAUUCUCUUCAGAGUUUUUUUUUUCUAGUGUUUCUAUCAGAGUUGCACUUAAGUUACUGAAUUGUUUCCUCCUUUUAUUAAAACUGGUGAUUUCUGAGCCCUGUUUCUGUUUUAUUCCUGAUCUCAUUUGUUGCUGACUCCUACCCGACAGAUGAAAUGCUAUUUUGAGGUACUACGUGCUCUGGUUUUAUUUUAUUUUUUUUUUUAGAGUAGAUGAAUGGACGCGAAUGUUACUACGAUCUGUCUGCCCUCCUUUAUGCAGAAGAGCGAGCCAUCGUUCACUGUGAAACUAUUUUCAUUUUUGAUACUAAAAUAAACUUUUUAUGGAAAACA
This is a messenger RNA of Mugil cephalus (flathead mullet), 4263 nucleotides long. It is a transcript of the gene daxx, whose product is annotated as death-domain associated protein. Gene Ontology annotation, molecular function: histone binding. Lineage: Eukaryota; Metazoa; Chordata; Actinopteri; Mugiliformes; Mugilidae. The record is from RefSeq and is a predicted model, not a curated record. The coding region runs from base 362 to 2629 and encodes 755 amino acids. The transcript has 11 exons.